AUUUUUGUUGAGAAAAAUUCCGGUGUUGUAAAUUCAAUUGGUCAUUGCUGACACUUCAGCUGUUAAGAUGGUCGAUGUGGUCCGAUUGUGACGACACUGUCGCCUUAUGUCAUUUUCUCCAGUGCCUUGAUCUUGUGGCAGACCUGCAGCAUUCUAAACCAAGGUCGAUGUUGUCAUAAGAAUAAAGCAAAACAAAAAUUAUCGAGUGGAGAUUUCGCGUUCUGUUGAUCUAAAUUCGGAACGGUAAAUGGUUGAGAAUUGUUCAAAUAAGGAACACAUGGUUAUUGAAGAAAUGGCUGCGGACACGAAGGGGGAAAUUAUACUGCGACCCAAAUUGGAAAAUUCUAAAAAAACCAUCGCUCUCUUUCAAAAACAGUCCGAUUGCUCUUAUGUGUCCUGUUAUUGCGAAGAAAACGUCUUCAAAUUGGCCCAGCAGGUCGCUUCCAAGUAUCCUGAUGAACUGGACAAGUGUUUUGUCACGUUCAUUUCCAAUCACAGCCGGACUGUGCCAUUAUGGAAACAAAGAGCUGGCAAAGAUGAGGAUCGAUUAGUUGUUUGGGAUUAUCAUGUGAUAUUUUUGUACCAACCGGAGCCGGAAAAGUGUCUAGUUUACGAUUUAGAUUCUGAACUUCCGUUUCCCACAUACGUGCAUAAAUACGUCACCGAAACGUUCAGGACCGAUCACAUACUGAAGCCGGACUUUUUCAGGUACUUCCGGGUCGUGCCAGCCAAUGACUUUCUUUUGGAAUUCGCAUCGGACAGACGACACAUGAAACGCCAGGAUGGAUCUUGGAUUAAGACACCACCAACUUAUCCUGCCAUAACUACGCAAAAAAAUCCCCACAAUUUGGACAACUACAUACAAAUGGACGCAACAAAGGGACCGGGCCAGGUCUACAGUUUGGUCGAGUUCGUGCAUCGAUUCUUCAAACAGACGCCACCGACGUAGCUCACACAUGCACGAUCUUGUACGUUUAUUCAGUCAAUUUUUUAUCGUGCUCUUAAAUGUUGACCGCACAAAAAGCCAAAAAAAAAAAUUAUACAAAAAAAAAAUUUGAAUCCGUGUCUGCAAACGAUUCGUUAUGUCUAAUUAUAAACGAUUGCUUCGAUUUUAACUCUUUACUCUAUCGAUAUCUAUGCACUUUUCUUAUCUUCACUGUUAUACAACUAUAUACUAUUGGUCCAUGUAGUCCGCCAAGUGCUGUCACGAUAAAAAAGUACAUUUUUAGAAAUAAACUUAUUUGAGACCAUUUGAGAACAUUUUUUGAUUCUGAAAUUUCUUUACCCAGUACUUGGCGACUAUCUAGGUUAGUCCUGCUAACAUUUUAUAUAAAUAUAAUAGUUUACAUUGUUUAUACGUAUUUAUACGAUCGAUUUUCUAAAAGUUUAUUUAUUCAUAUACUGUAGUUUUUCUGAUAUAUACAAUUUAAAACAUCAAUUUAAAAUAAAGUUUUAAAAGUAGAUUGUGUGACUAGGUCCUUGACUAUAUUUUUAUUUUGUUGAACAUUUGUGUGUGUUAAAUCUAAAAGAUCAAGAUAAGAACUUUAAUUAAUUUAGACAAAUAUGUGAUAUUUUAAUUGAGUGAAAUUUAUCGUUAAUUAAUGUUUAAUAUUCAUUUUUAUCAAUUGCAAAUUUCAUGAGCGAAAUUAUAUUCUAUGUUUAAACCUUAUUUAUUUUACUUUUUAAUGUUACGACAAUUUCAACAUAAAAUACUCAUGAAGUUUGUUAAAAAUUGACUAAAUGUGGUAGAUUUAAAUAAUAGAUUUCCUCUCUUCUUGUCGCUUAUGAAAGGUUUAUAUUACCUGAUUAAACGGGCCAUGGAUAUUCUUAUUCAAUACUUUAAUAUAUUGAUUAUUAAGACUGCACAUUUGCCUUCCAUUUUAUCUUAUACACAAACGUUUAUAAUCAUCAGUUUAAUUAUAAGCAUUAGUACAAAUAUUUCAUUGUUGGCAAUUAGAAAAAUGUUUACUAUUAAGUUAAUAUUUGGAAAAACUAUUCAUAAGUAAAGUACAAAUGACCAAAGUUAUAAAUUUCGAAAUUUUAAAAAGGCAACACAACUUAAUAGUAAAGCAUUACUAUGUCUGGCUUAUUUAUAUUUAAUUAAUUGUUUAGAUGUCUUGAGUACAAGUUAUAUUGUAAGCAAAUUGUGAAUUUAUAUUAUAUUAUAUUAUAUUGAUAGAUGAUUUAUUUCAAAAGUCAACAAGGCCUAAUUAUAAGUGUUAAUUGUGAUGUAGCUUAUUGUUAGUUAAUUUUUGUAAUGUAUGUUCUAUAAAUGUUAAAAUAUAAAUUAAUAAAGGAUUUGAUCUAUAUAAAAAUAUAAACCUAAUAAAGCACAUUUUAAUAUGUUA
Molecule: messenger RNA, 2348 nt
Organism: Aethina tumida (small hive beetle)
Lineage: Eukaryota; Metazoa; Arthropoda; Insecta; Coleoptera; Nitidulidae
Gene: tun
Product: protein N-terminal glutamine amidohydrolase
Exons: 5
Coding region: 248-949 (233 amino acids)
Cellular component (GO): nucleus; cytosol
Molecular function (GO): protein-N-terminal glutamine amidohydrolase activity; protein-N-terminal asparagine amidohydrolase activity
Source: RefSeq, a predicted model, not a curated record